Messenger RNA from Cylindrotheca closterium, 840 nucleotides. The record is from the annotation of a GenBank genome assembly. NCBI's taxonomy places the organism in Eukaryota, Bacillariophyta, Bacillariophyceae, Bacillariales, Bacillariaceae.
AUGAAAGAAACUUCGACCUCCAACGACUACUCCAAACGUUUCAAGCUUGACAAGCUCACGUCGGAUGUCUUUGGGCCAGAGAACCCACCCAAGGAUUGGGCAGAUGCUUCUCUACUAGUCCCUCAUGAAGCUCUUCGAAUGGAAAUGAAUUGCAUGAUCCAGUCAGUCGACAAACUUUCCGAACUCACAAAGUCGAAUACUAUGCAAUCAUGGCAAGUGGUCUACUUUUGCGAAUGGUAUCUCGAUGUCUUUGCACCCUUUUGCCAUGAACAUCAUGACGUCGAAGAGAAAAUCUAUUUUCCUUGGCUUCAAACUCGAGCCGACAUUCCAAAAAAGGAGCUUUCCAAGGAGCAUGAAGAAAUAGUAGAAAUAUUGGAUGAACUGACUUCAAUUUGCAAGAAAAUAAUAUGCAAAACAGGAUACGAUUGCAAGGACGAAGUAGAAGAAAUGAGAACAAAAACUAAUGUCUUUGUUUUGAAUAUGAGAGAACACAUGGCGGAAGAAGAAAGAGACAUUCCUCCACUGGCCAAGAAAGUCUUCACUGAAGCAGAAGAAAAGAAGAUUCUCAAUAAGAUUAUCCGGCGUUCCAAGCCAACCACUACCCGAAAAUUCUCUCCAUCGAUACUGAUAUCGGUGUCUGAGUGGAGCACCCCCGAGUAUUAUCUAGAAUUCCGAAAAGAAAUCCCUGGUCCUGUCUUGCACGUCAUGGAAAAGUAUUACCGACCAGACUUUGAAACAAGCAUCAAGCCAAAGCGGGAUGCUCCGUUCUUGCAAGAAGAGCCGAUUCUAUCUAGGCGAAAAUGUUUUGGUUUGCCGUUUGGUCCCUCCUGCAUAUGCUAA